This is a messenger RNA of Closterium sp. Naga37s-1, 555 nucleotides long. The record is from the annotation of a GenBank genome assembly. Lineage: Eukaryota; Viridiplantae; Streptophyta; Zygnematophyceae; Desmidiales; Closteriaceae.
AUGCACUUCGGCGGCUUGACGUUCCCGGGCGACUCGUCGGACGGUGUUGCACGACCGGACGCGGCGGCGGCAAUGACGGGAUUCGAGUACGACGAGUCGCAGCUGAUGCUCAUGCUGUUGCUGCAGCAGCAGUCCAUGCUGCACCAGCAGCAGCAGCAGCUGCUCGAGGCGCGCCGGUGGGCGGAGGAAGCCGCGGCGGCGGCGCACGUUGCCGCGCCGUGGGCCCCGCCGCAGACCACCAUCCCCAGCGAGCUCCAGAUCAGCGCCGUUGCGGGCGCCGAGGACGGCGGGGAGGCGCAGGAGUCACUUCGGCAUGAGUGCUACUACCAGCAGCAGCCGCAGCAGCCGCCGCCGCAGCAGCAGCAGAAGGAGCGGGAGGAGGAGGCAGGAGUGGGUGCGAAAGCGGAAGCACAGGCUACAGCGGGGCCGCGUGCACUGGAUACGAGUGAGCUGGCGAGGCAUUUGUCGCUUCUCCACCCUCGGCUCUUGGAGAUGGGCCCAACCACCACGUCUCCUCCUCCACCAUCGGACGACGGGAUUUCGUACAUGAUCUGA